GUAAUGGUGGCCGGUUGACGCGUCUCUUCCGGGGUUAGUUAUUGUUGUUUCGGGCUGUCGGGACUCUGCGGCUGUACACACACCUGUACACACCUGUACGGAGGGGAGAUGGGUGAGGAGCAUUACCUGGAGCUGUGUGAGAGCCCGGUGCAGUUUGAGCAUGCGUCAAACGUCAACAACGUCUUCUUCGACGAGGCUAACAAACAGGUGUUCGCGGUGCGUUCAGGCGGCGCCACUGGAGUCGUGGUCAAAGGCCCGGAAGACAAGAGCAGUGUUGCCUUCAGAAUGGACGAUAAAGGAGAAGUGAAGUGUAUAAAGUUCUCCAUCGGAAAUAAGAUCUUGGCCGUUCAGAGAACUUCAAAGUCCGUGGAUUUCAUCAACUUCAUACCCGACUACCCGCACACAGAGUUCACUCAGGAGUGCAAGACGAAGAACGCCAGCGUUCUGGGUUUCUGUUGGACCAACUGGAAUGAGAUCGUCUUCAUCACCGACCAGGGAAUCGAGUUCUACCAGGUGUUUCCAGACAAGCGCAGUCUGAAGCUGCUGAAGAGUCAGAGCAUUAAUGUGAACUGGUACCAGUACUGUCCGGAGACGGCCGUCAUCCUGCUGUCCACCACCGUGCAGGGAAACAUCCUGCAGCCCUUCGCCUUCAGGAACGGGACCAUGUCCAAGAUGUCCAAGUUUGAGAUCGAGCUGCCGGUCGUCCCCAAACCCGCCAAACUCAGUCUGUCGGAGAGAGACAUCGCCAUGGCAACCAUUUAUGGUCAGCUGUUUGUGAUGUAUCUGAAGCAUCACUCACGAACAGCCAACAGUCCCAGUGCAGAAGUGGUGCUGUAUCACUUACCGAGGGAGGGUGCGUGUAAGAAGAGUCACGUGUUGAAGCUGAACACGACGGGGAAGUUCGCUCUGAACAUCGUGGACAACCUGGUUGUGGUUCAUCACCAGAGCUCACAGACGUCUCUGAUCUUCGACAUCAAGCUGAAGGAUCCAGACUGCGCUGUCAACACACACCAACCUGUCCUACCUGCCCGCUCCAUACACCCCUACAGGAUACCGCUGUCAGGUCCAGCAGUUGUUCCCUCUCAGCCUCCUGUUCCCUGUCAGCUCUACUCUUCCUCCUGGAGCGUCUUCCAACCCGACAUCAUCAUCAGCGCCAGUGAAGGUUACCUGUGGUACCUGCAGGUGAAGUUGCCUCCAACGGUCAACCUCCUUCAGGACAAAGGCAAACUGAUGGACUUCCUGUUACGACGGAGGGACUGCAAGAUGGUCAUCCUGUCUGUCUGCUCACAGAUUCUGGAGGGCGGGGAGAAGGGAAGUCUUCCCGUCGUGGCGACCGUCUUCGACAAGCUCAACCAGGUGUAUAAAGAAUACCUGGAGGCGGAGCAGACCUACACCGUGGCGAUGGAGUCCGGUCCGAGUCGAGGCAGUGCGGCCCAGAAACGUCCGGUCCGAACUCAGGCGGUCAUCGACCAAUCAGACAUGUACACACACGUCCUGUCGUCGUUCACCGAGAGGAAGGGUGUCUCCCAUAAGUUCAUCAUUGCGGUUCUGAUGGAGUACAUCCGUUCUCUGAACCAGUUCCAGAUCACCGUACAGCAUUACCUGUAUGAGCUGGUGAUUAAGACGCUGGUGCAGCACAACCUCUUCUACAUGCUGCACCAGUUCCUGCAGUACCACGUCCUCAGCGACUCCAAACCACUGGCCUGUUUGCUGCUGUCCCUGGAGAGUACGUACCCUCCGGCACACCAGCUGUCACUGGACAUGUUGAAGCGUCUCUCCACGGCCAACGACGAGAUCGUCGAGGUUCUGCUGUCGAAGCAGCAGGUUCUGGGCGCGCUCAGAUUCAUCCGCAGCGUCGGCGGCCACGACAACGUGUCGGCGAGGAAGUUUCUGGACGCAGCGCAGCAGACCGGAGACCAGAUGUUGUUCUACACCGUGUUCAGGUCGUUCCAGCAGAGGAACCAACGGCUGAGAGGAAGUCCCAACUUCAACCCGGGAGAGCACUGUGAGGAGCAUGUGGUUCACUUCAAGCAGCUGUUUGGGGAUCAGGCUCUGAUGAAGCCCUCCACCGUGUGAACCACCGGGACCAAACCACACACAGACUGGAAACUGGAUCACGGCAGACCGGUCGGACCGGCUCUCCGUCAGUUCGGACGCGCAGGAGACGACCUGACGGGGCGGCGGACCACCACAGGGAACAGAUGAUUGUGGUUUGAAUCCGGGAUCUUCGACCACAUUGACCGACGGCCAGAGCUUCUUUAUGAGUGAUAUUUUAAUGAUCCUAUAUCGGUGUGAACACACUCUGAUAACUGACUGAUAACUAGAUUAUCCCUCCACCAGUCAGGCAGUGAAACAAAGCAUUUAAUAAAAGAAUAAUACAGAGAAGAGCUUUUAAUGUCAUUUAACUUCACAACACUUAUAAUAUGAAUAUAGAAAUAUUGUAAUAUAUUCUGCAGGCUGAAUGUGAGGCUUUGGUGGUCCCUGGUUUAACCGGAUUAUUACCCCUGUACGGUGGCACGUCAGCACCUGAUCCAGGUUUCUGGAGCUAAACAAGGACAAACUACAAACCUGCAAUAAAGAAUAAAGUCUACCUGAUAUUAUGGGAUGGAUUCGACUGAUCACAGAUAUAUAUUGAUGAACAUUUCGAUGAGGAUCUCUUAAUCAAAUCCUUUUUAUUUUCAGCAGAAUAUCAAAGAUACUUUUAGAGGAAUUGUUCUACCAUGAACUGAUGAAUGUGGAAGAAAAACAUUUAUGAAAAUCAGUGAAAUUAGUAACGUGUUCCCAGGAAGUGCUAAUAAAACCAUGAGGAAUCAGUCGGCUGUGAUAAUAAACGCUUCAUUAACAUUAUUCAUUUGACAAACGAAGGCUUAAAAUACUAAAACUUUACUCUUUUUUUGACUCAGUUGAUCAGAAAUCUGCCAGAUCAAUAACCAGGUUGAUGAUAAUCAGCAUUAUACUGACUGACUGUAAGCGGCUCAGGUGAUGUCACUGUGAUGUCAGGUGUUGUGGGCGGGGCCAGAUGCUGCGUGUGAAUAUUUUGUACAUAUAACGACUGACGGUGACUCUAAUGUGUUUCUUUUGUAAAGAAUUUCUGCGUAUUGGAGUAAAAUGUCUUUAACUGCUCUGCUGAGUGAUGUUAAAGAUAUAAAGAUAUAGUGUGUGUGCGUUAUUAAUGUUUACAUUGUGUACAGAUAAAAGAUUAAACUACA
This is a messenger RNA of Dicentrarchus labrax (European seabass), 3209 nucleotides long. It is a transcript of the gene rmc1, whose product is annotated as regulator of MON1-CCZ1. The record is from RefSeq and is a predicted model, not a curated record. Gene Ontology annotation, cellular component: late endosome membrane; lysosomal membrane; Mon1-Ccz1 complex. The transcript has 21 exons. Lineage: Eukaryota; Metazoa; Chordata; Actinopteri; Moronidae. Gene Ontology annotation, biological process: regulation of autophagy. The coding region runs from base 109 to 2076 and encodes 655 amino acids.